This is a messenger RNA of Lingula anatina, 2647 nucleotides long. RefSeq names its product F-box/WD repeat-containing protein 7-like. The record is from RefSeq and is a predicted model, not a curated record. NCBI's taxonomy places the organism in Eukaryota, Metazoa, Brachiopoda, Lingulata, Lingulida, Lingulidae.
AAAGCGUCACUCUGUCCACCAAUACAACAGCUGUGUGAUGAAAGCAAAUCUGUGAUCCAUGAUGAAGGAUGGUUUGAGACUAAAUCACCUGUCAGUCAUGUCUUGGACCAAAUGCCAUCUGAUGACAAAGUUGGCCAAGCCCUUGUUACUGGCAUUUUUAAGCUAAAAACUGACCCAGCACAUGUUGUAACUGUUUCCACCAGCCAAAAGAAGGUCCAGGUGUGGAACUUGACCUCUGGUAAAGCUGUGAGGACACUUAUAAAUAUCCCUCAGCCAAGAAAUGUCCGCAUGGUUGACGACUACAGAGCUGUUGUGCUUUGUAACCGGGAAUUGAAGGUGUUUGACUUGAACCAGGGCACCUUGCUGUCAGAAUUAAAAGGUGUCCUGAAUGUUGAACGACCUUAUUUUGAAAUCAUGGAUGAAAAUUAUGCUGUGACUUUAUCCAGGAACAGAAUGUAUGUGAACAUCAUGGAACUGGAGACUGGAAGCCAGGAGUCCACUUUCAAAGUGGGUGAGGACCGUUUCCUCGACAGCCUCUUUGUCAGUGCCGAUGGCCAGAUGUGUGUUUGUGGAGAUGAGGUCCAGAAGCCAUUUCCGCUGCUUGUGUGGGAUUUGCCUAACAAAAAGCUGAUCCAUGAUAUGCGCAUCCCUAACCAUGAGUUCCUUACCAGCAUGGCAGCCAUUUCUCAUGACGGGCAGUACGUGGUGUCAGUGUGCAAGGAGGUUGAUGACCCUGCUCCAAACUUCCUGACCAUCUAUGACCUUCAGAGCGGUCAGAUGUACAAAAAGUGGACACCAGAGGUCAGCACCUGUGCAGUGGCCAUUUCGUCUGCUGGUCACUGUGUGGUCAACUGCCUGGAGACGGGGACCCUGAUGGUCUGGGACCUGGUAGCUGGAGGGUUAAGACAUGAGCUGUCAGGACAUAGACAAGGUGUGGACCGUAUCCUCAUUAGUGACAGUGGGACCAGAUGUGUCAGCUACUCCACCAACAAUAUAGAUCAGACAGUCAAAUUGUGGGAUUUGACCAAAGGAGCAUGCCUUGCUAGUUUCACCUCAGAUGUGCCACUGACCAGCUGUGAGUUAAGUAUGGAUGGCAAUGCAGUCAUUCUUGGGCUGGAAGGAAGAGAGGACAUUUUAGUACUACAGCUCUGCUUGAAGGAAGGAGGUUUGCAGAUGAUCACAGAUGGCAGCUAUGGGGAUGACUCUUUGAAAGACAAGGAGUUUGAUCCAAUGGCAAAAUAGAGUGCAUUUGUUAGCUUGUGACAAACACAGCCACUCUGGAUGAGACAGGGAAUUUGUAGUAGUGUCUGUGUAUGGAAUUAAACUAGAAGUGCAUAAAAGUCAGGUAUUUGUAACACCCAGAACUAUUGUAAAACCAAAGAGAUUUAUCACUAUGCAUAACAGUAUUAGAUGUAAGUCUAAGUCACGUGAAUAUAGAAGAUUUUUUUAUAUUAUUAUUUUAUUAAUAUAUUUUUCUCAAAGCUCUUAGUAUCUUUCAAAAAUUAUAUGUAUUUGAUCUAUAUAUGUUUAUCUGUAAGCAACUUAAAUAUUUUUAUUUUAUUGGAUAUAAAUAUCUGCAAUAUAGCAGUUCAUAAAGAUUAACUCUUAAGUUUUAGAACUAUUUCAACAGUCAUCCAUGUUUUGUCCUUGCUUGUAUGUACAUUUUACUCUGUCAGCUGAAUUUUAUGUAGGGGAAUUUGUACACCAAGGAUUAGAGACAGUGUUUACUAAUGACCUUGAAUCCAAAGUUUCAGCCAUAAGUGUUGUUAAGCCAUCAUUGUUUUCAUUUGCCAUGUUCUGAUAAAGCAAUCAUAUACAGAAAUGUCAUCAGUGUCUAUGUUUGUUAUGCUAUAAUAAAACAGUGGCAUAAAGAAAUAAUUAAAGAAACAAAAAAGCUCUGUUGCAUCAGCAUCAUGAUUAAUAAUCAAAAUUUAAAUCCUUGACUCAGUCUUAUAAUAUUACAUGUAUAUGAUAUGAAGACUUUGUUUUAGAUAUAAAUUAUAUGUACCAGAGUAUGAUUUUCUACUUGUGCCACUCUGAAUAUAAUUAUAACUUCAAUACCAGAAUAUAAUUAUAACUUCAAAGUUUAUAAGAAAACAAUAUUUCCAACUUUGACAAUCAGCUGUAGAGAAUUUAAAAAGGAAAUUGUGACGCUUAUAAACUUAUUCUUGUGAUUUGUAAAUGAUGAAAGACAGUUUAGUCAUAUUUUAAAUCUUUUAUUUGUAUACCUCUUGUACAUAAUUGAAAUGAUUGUAUCAGUUAUUUUUGUAAACAACAUGUAAACAGGUUAUUUUCCCCCAAAAAAAGUACCUCUUUACAUGAAAUACAAUUAACAUAUUGACAACUGAUAUUUGAUAUCUAUAUGUAUAUGACAUUGGACAAUCAGUGUCUAUUUUGUAAUAGUAUGUUAUCGUUGUGCAAAAUAAUGAUAAAAUGCCAAAUGAACAUUUUGUAUAAAUAUCUUUUUCCAUCAAGACUUGUCAGAUGUUUGAUAAUUCCUAAUGCUUGUUUAUGAUUCAGAAAUACAAAUGCUUAAUGAAGUACUGCUGCAUUUUCGUUGGACUUGACGAGUCACCCCAUGUAUAAAACCUGUCAUAUAAUAUAAAGUUGUGAGGCUUGCCAUGAAAUGGAACAGAAAAUAAAGAAA